This is a messenger RNA of Lingula anatina, 3543 nucleotides long. RefSeq lists its product as uncharacterized. Gene Ontology annotation, molecular function: netrin receptor activity. Gene Ontology annotation, cellular component: membrane. Gene Ontology annotation, biological process: regulation of apoptotic process; netrin-activated signaling pathway. NCBI's taxonomy places the organism in Eukaryota, Metazoa, Brachiopoda, Lingulata, Lingulida, Lingulidae. The record is from RefSeq and is a predicted model, not a curated record.
GACAAACACACCAAUUGUCUCAUCCAGAUUCUAGCCUCAUUGGGGAAAACCGGACACAGGCCUCAGAAUCAUUGCAGCAACAGUCAGUUAUGAACCCCUUGGUGUCCCACCGGGCACAGUGGGGUCUCCCAGUCCCAGCCCAAGGGACAUCAGAACCUUUGCAGCAACAGUCAGUUAUGAACCCCUUGGUGUCUCACCAGGCACAGUGGCGUCUCCCAGCUCCAGGGACAUCAGAGCCUCUGCAGCAACAGUCAGUUAUGAACCCCUUGGUGUCCCACCAGGCACAGUGGCGUCUCCCAGCCCCAGGGACAUCAGAACCUCUGCAGCAACAGUCAGUUAUGAACCCCUUGGUGUCCCACCAGGCACAGGAGGGUCUCCUAGCCCCAGAGACAUCACUGCAACAGUCAAGUUUGGGCUUCUCAGAACAACCAGUUCUAUCAGCACCACAACGGUUUACAUCUUUUUCAUCUGCAUCUGCACCAUCAUCAAUACCUAUAAAUCAGCAACAUGAGGCAAAUCCAAUAGUUGAAACUCCAUCUCAAGUAGAAAUUUUAGCACAACAUCAGCAAUUUGCAAACCUUACCCCACAACAAUGUCAACAACAGCUUCCAGACCAACAGGCCUUGUGUGCUCUAUCUCAGCUCUAUGGCAGAUCAGGAUUACAUCCACACUUGAGACAAACAAACAUGGAGACAGAAGGGCAACCCAUUGUUAUUGUUCAAAACAUAGGCAUAAGCCAGCUUGAAAUUCAUCAAAAUGGAGAUCGAGAGUUGAUGGCUGUUGCACCACCUGCUAAUGUUCAUGUUUUACAGCGGUAUCUGCCUUUGAAGACAAAAGCAAACAUGGAUCGCAUUUUUAAGAUUCCAAGGGUGUGGGAAGUUAUUGUACGUGAACUGCGGUUAGGGAAUGAUUGCUGUCCUAAAGAACCUGUGGAAUUUGUCUUCUGCCAUCUGCAGAGUUCCUUCCAAUUACUUAUAUGGCUGUUAAAGAAGAUAGGGGAGGCAGUGACGGGAAUUGUUGAACCAUCUGAAAUAGAGGUCAUGAUUGAUGAAGUUAGAAAAGCAAGGGUUCAUGAGGUUGAAUGUCAGAAUCUGCGAAAACACUUGUCCUACAUAGUCAAUGGAGGAGUUGAUAUUAGAAAACUGGUAGAUUAUCUUUUUUCAAAAAGUAUCAUUAAUGAUUCAGACAUGGAGAAAAUUAAAUGCCAGCAAACAUCUUCAGAGAAAUGCAGCCUUUUACUACAUAAGGUAUUGAAAUGCACAUUGGAUAAGGAUCCUGUGGAGCACCUGCGGCAGUGGUUUGUUGAUGAGGACCGGCAAGAUCUCGCAGAUCUUCUGGCAGUGAAACCGGAGGACGUACAAGAGUCAUAUCAUCCUGAGGAAGCCUGAGACUUCAUGACUACCAGGGUGAACAACUAGAACUUAGACAAAUGUGAAGAGUUCUAAAGUAACUUCAUAGUUCUAACCAUAUGUGACAAGUGACUUCAUUGAUCUAGAGAUGAACCCUUACAGUAAUUAUGGAUGUCCUAUAGGAAAUUGACCCAAUAUUCUAUUUGGCCCCAUAGGAUGUCCUACCAGACCCGACGGACAUUUGCCCCAAAUCCUAGCUGUAGAUGUUCUUUAGCACAUUUUUCCUAAAGGACAUCCUAUAGGAAAUUGUGUAGGGAUAAGUCUAAAUAUUCCGAUAUUUUGGUGCUGUAUUUAUGCCCUCAAUCCAGACCACUGUUGCUUGCAUUUUCAGGAUUUUAUAAAAAGGUCCACUUUCAACUGUGUUGAGCAGAAUUUUGAAAUAAUUAUUAUGGACCACAUAUAUUUUAUAUAUUUAUUAUCAAUCCAACUUUAUACAGUGAUCCACUGAGAGUGGGCUGCAGCAUAGGACUGGAAAAUUUGAAGCGUUGUGGUACUUUAGGAAUGUUUGUACUAUGUGAGCAGACAUUAUGUUUUCUCACAUGCUACCAUGUGUUACGAUGCCAUACCAUGUGUCACAUAGAUGCACCAUUUAAAAAGGGGGUGAAAGUCUGCCAACCAUCCGAUGUAGAUCAAGAAACAAACAUAAAAUUCCGACAAGAUCUUGCAUCUAGAGACAAAAACAGAGUUUGUGGUGUUGUCAGAGAUUUUCACUUUGGGAAUUUCAGUAUUCACAAUCAGCCAUACGGCACUGAUAUAGCCCUUGUUGAAAUUGGGGACAGAGGGACCUAUGGGAUACCUGCAGGAUUAGCUCCACAAACUUUGCGGGAUCUUCACCUGGAAGAAAGUGAAUUAUCUUUUAAUAACGCAUGUCUUGGAUCCGACAAAGACUUAAGUUCCCAUGUUAUGUUCAAAUGUGGCAGGCAGACUGGUCUCACACGGGAAAUGGUCAGGUUCAUAAAUGGUGUGGUUUGUCGACCGGAUAUUGUACAGUAUGAAGCAAAACAAGCAGGUGUGCCCAUUCUUUGUAAUGAACUACUGUCGUCUUUGGUAGAGAUAUGUGGACCUAAAACUGGAGACAAUGACUGUGAUAGUUUUGCUGAACGUGGAGACUCUGGUGCUGCAGUGUUCUAUUUAAAGGACGGGGAACCCCAUAUUGUGGGGAUGGUGGUGGCAAAGACUUCCUAUUCUGCUGCCUUAAUAUCACCCAUUUGGCCAAUAUUCAAAUUGUUUAACAUUGAACUAGCAAGGAUAGAGGAGGAUAUGGGAACUGAGCCAGCAAUGCCUGAAAUGCUGUACACGAGGGGUCCUUCAGAAAACAUGUCGUAAUUUGUAGACCAUGAACUAUAAACAUAAUUUAUCAUUAAUUUUGAAAUAGACUGAAUAAUCAUAGUUUCAUUAUGAUGAAUAUCAAGUGAUAUGGAAACAUAUCCAAUUUUUUUGAAAAGUAAAAAUUGUAUUGUCAGUAAGAGGGAUUAUCAGGAUUGUUAAAAGUUAAAUAUCUUGACAGCAUUCUGUACAGUCCAUGAAAGUAGUAAAUAAAUAGCAUGGAGGAAUUUAUGACUUGUAUUUACUACAUGUACCUCGUGUAACAGCAGAAGACAACAACUUUGUCACAGAUAUAUUGAUCCCUCAGUUUUCUUUCUACGACAAAAUGUUGGUACUUUUGAGCUAAUUUAAGAAAUAUUGUGAAUUAUUUGUUUUGUUUUGUUUUCUUAUAAAUAAUGUAAAUUUCACAAGCAAAGUUAAAAGAAGCAGAUUAUCCUGUAAUAUAUGUCAAUGUUAAGAUCCUUCAAUGCCAUAUAAUACAAAAUAACAUGCUUAUGCUUUUAAUGCUGUAUUAAAGGUUCUGUUUAACAUUUGGAUAAUAAUUAUUAGUAUUUUUGACCAUAUUUGUGUAAAACCAGUAGAAACAGGUACACUGUGCACCUAUUACAGUGUCAUGAUCCUGUAUAUGUUAUUAUACCCAUCUAUGUACAAGGUGUAAAACUAGUAGAAACAGGUACACUGUGCACCUAUUACAGUGUCAUGAUCCUGUAUAUGUUAUUAUACCCAUCUAUGUACAAGGUGUAAAACUAGUAGAAACAGGUACACUGUGCACCUAUUACAGUGCCAUGAUCCUGUAUGUGCUAUGGUA